Messenger RNA from Loa loa (African eye worm), 1532 nucleotides. RefSeq names its product speckle-type poz protein. The transcript is spliced from 10 exons. Gene Ontology annotation, cellular component: cytoplasm; nucleus. Gene Ontology annotation, biological process: proteasome-mediated ubiquitin-dependent protein catabolic process; regulation of proteolysis. Gene Ontology annotation, molecular function: ubiquitin protein ligase binding. Lineage: Eukaryota; Metazoa; Nematoda; Chromadorea; Rhabditida; Onchocercidae. The coding region runs from base 152 to 1279 and encodes 375 amino acids. The record is from RefSeq and is a predicted model, not a curated record.
CAAUUUUCAGGGUUCUUUGAUAAUUUGACACAUAUUUUUAUUUUGCGCAAGCACAGCUGUAAAGCUGAAACUGUAGAGGUUCUUCAAAACGACGGGCGAAGAAGUGGAUUUCGGUGCUGGUGGUGAGGAAGAAGGCUCUAGUGGCCGGGGCAUGGCAGAUAUUGUUGGUCCGCUCCGUCCAUCGGAUAGCUGGUCAACGACGGAAGUACGUUCACUGCAGCACUCUCAUGUUUGGACCAUUCGUGGCUUUUCACAAUGCGAAUGUCGAUAUCUGGAAACCUCGGUUAAAAUCAAAGAAACGCCUGUUCCUACAAAUACCCUUGAUGGGAAUCACUUGACGUUUCGAAUAAGACUGCAUCCACAGGGCAAUAAAGAAUCGAAUAAAGAUUUCAGUUUUUUCCAGGUUUUCUGCAACACGAAUUCAGCCAAAUAUCGCGCGAAAUUUUCAGUAUACAAUGCAAAAAAUGAAGAAGCGCCCACGACGGUUUACACUGGUACACAACAACUGCAUGGAUAUUUCGAGUACAUACGUCGUGAUGUUUUAGUUAGCCAUAUACAGCCACAGGAUGAAUUACAACUUGUUUUAAGUCUCACUAUUACUUUCGACACUGUCACGAAAAGUAGUCAGAAUCCACGGCAAUGCAAUGUUCCAGAUGCUCGUCCAGCGGAGAUAGCACGUGAUUUGGAAGCAAUUUAUAAGGAAGGACGUCUUGCUGAUUUUACAAUAGUUGCCAGUGGACGCGAAUUGCCGGCUCAUCAGAUAAUACUCUCAGCUCGUUCUCCAGUCUUUGCGGCGAUGUUAGAACCGCACACGGAGGAAGCUAAAAAUAGUCGUGUUGUCUUUCCAGAUAUAGAUUUUGAGGUAAUGCAAGAGUUGCUGCUCUACAUGUACACUGGUCGAUCCCCCAAUUUAUCUAAUAUGGCCUUAGAUCUUUUAGCAGCAGCGGAUCGUUUCCAGCUUCCAGGCCUCAAAGAGAUGGCUGAUCAGGUUCUUCGCACUGGAUUGAUAGUGGAAUCUGCUUGUCGUUAUUUGGUCUUCGCUGAUAUGCACAAUGCACGAGAGUUGAAAUCCGAUGCCAUCAAGUUCAUUGCACAAAACUCAUCUUCCAUUAUCACUACGGAUGGUUGGACAGAAUUGGUGAAGGAGCAUCCAACUCUAGUUACUGAAGUUGUUGCCGCAAUAUCCAGUAGUGAUCCUCGUUCACUGAGCGCUAGCAGCAGCCCAAGCUCAUCAUCGGAGCCGACGACGAAGCGAGCCCGCUUGAGUGGCGGAGUCUAGUAUUUACUGAUGGAUGAUUAUUGUUCAGAUCAUACAUUAUUCUUUUUAACAGUAAUAUUUCUAUCUCUCAUUUAAUUUUAUUCACCAUGAUCAGCCGAAGCAGUGUUUUUUAUCUUAUCUUUUAGAAUUAUUUCUCGUGAUAUAUCUUCAUUCUUUUUUUUUUUUCAUUUGCAGUAGUAUGGCUUUAUCCUCUCAUCUGUGCAACCAGUUUCCUUACCACUUGAUUUUUUUUUCUUUGCGUUCCUUUUGGACU